AUACGUAAGAUUAGUGUGCGUUUGCUUUGUUCAUAUGGACACCAUCAUUAUAGUGCAAGCCGACGAUGGUACGGCCUUGGAUAUGAGGACGAUCAAUGAAGGUGUGAACAAGGUGGCAGACAUGGCUCGAGCUUCAAUUUUCAUGGUGCCGGAGAGGCUUCGUAAGCUGAACGAAACGGCUUAUACCCCUCGCCUCUUCUCCAUUGGCCCUCUUCACAGCCGCAACGAUCCUCAUCUGGAAAGGCCAGAAAUUCAAAACAUCAAAUUGAGUUACUUGAAUGAUCUCUUGGCUCGCGUUUCUGAUGAUCCGCAGGAUAAAGAUCGAAUCCUCGAUCGAUGUCUACACGAGAUGGAAAACUUGAAAGAGGAGGCCAAGAAGUCUUAUGCAGACGCAGAGAAAGCCAAAGCCUUGAGCAAAGAGAUGUUGGUCAUCGACGGUUGUUUCAUACUCGAAUUCCUCUACAAGCAUUGCAAUAUCGACAUGUUCAAGCAAAGUCGAAACGAUCCUAUAUUCGGCAGUGUGGUGAUGCGCAACGGUAUCCAACACGACUUGAUACUGCUAGAGAACCAGCUUCCCUUUUUCGUUCUUGAAAAAUUGUUUCAACUCACCUUGAAUCAGAUUCCGAGUCAUCUCCAUUCGAUUACAGAAUACGUUCUUGAGUACUUCGGAAAAGUGCUCAGCUUCAACGCCCCUUCACCAUCAGUCGAAGACAGUGUCGCCGCUGCCACAAGUAGUGGUGGGGGCGAUAAGGAGAAGGACCAGGAAGCAACGACGUCCUAUCGCCAUAUACUCCAUCUUAUGCACAGCUACUAUCUCCCUCCCGGCCAAUUAAAGGAGGUGGACCAUACCAAAAAUUCCAGGGAUUCGGCAUCUGACCUCGACUUCGCCGGAGUGAACUUCGUGGCCAACGAGGGAGAUCAGUUCAAGGUCGAGUUUAGACAAGGGAAGGGAAUAAUACCUUGGUUGUUUUCUAGCCCCGAAUUUCAUAUUCGGAGGCUGGCCAUCUACGACUCCACGGAGCAAAUCUUGAGGAACCUCAUAGCCUUUGAGCUGUGCUACCAUGGCGUUAUGAGUUACAUAACAUCCUAUGCGUUUCUAAUGGAUUUGCUCGUGAACGCCGAUAAAGACAUCGAAGUGCUGGAGAAUGCCGGGGUGAUAAACAACUACUUGGGAGCGAGGCCAGAAGCCACGAAUCUAUUCAACAAUCUGUGCAAGCAAGUGGUUCUGGAAAAGUUCUACUUCGCAAAUACCUACAAGAACGCGACCGACUACAGCCGACACUGGUGGCCGGCGAUUAGGGCUUAUUUUAUACGGACAUAUCUGGCAACUCCAUAUGGUUUCAUUGCAUUUGUUGCGGGUGCCAUCUAUUUUGUCAUUGAAGUCGUGAAAUUCAUUGACAACUAUUUUGUCUAGCUGAAUCAUUAACCCUGCGCGCGGGCCAGCAUGCGCAUGCGGAAGACGUUGAAGAUCAAUUUCAAUUUUCUAGCUAGAUGGAUGUGUCUUGGUUUAUGUGCGCGCGUAAGUUCAAUGUUAUUUUAUUAAUUCUUGUUCAUAUAUG
Molecule: messenger RNA, 1559 nt
Organism: Diospyros lotus (date-plum)
Lineage: Eukaryota; Viridiplantae; Streptophyta; Magnoliopsida; Ericales; Ebenaceae
Product: UPF0481 protein At3g47200-like
Exons: 1
Coding region: 35-1414 (459 amino acids)
Source: RefSeq, a predicted model, not a curated record